Leptonychotes weddellii (Weddell seal) is the source of this 2580-nucleotide messenger RNA. The record is from RefSeq and is a predicted model, not a curated record. Lineage: Eukaryota; Metazoa; Chordata; Mammalia; Carnivora; Phocidae.
CCUGGCUGAGCCACCCCAGCCCCUCUGUACCCCGGCUUCUCUGUGACGGCACGUAUGGGGAGUUGCGUGCGCACGGCCCGGCGGGCAGCGGGUUCCAGGUGAAUGCUGACCACCGCAGUCUGGGAGCAGGGCCCCGGGCUCCAGACCCCCACUGCCUGGGCUGGGCAGGUGUAUGUGCGUGGAGUCCCCGGUGGGGACCCGACGGGGACAGCCCCUCCCCUGGCUCCCAGCACGCAUGCCUGCCUGCGCUCCCGGCCACCUGCCGCCCCCCUCUCCUCCCUGACUGAGCCCUCUGACCUGCCCGCAGGUCCCCCGAGGAUGGCGGACAAGGUGGUUGCAAGGCAGGUGGCCCGGCUGGGCCGCACUGUGCGGCUGCAGUGCCCCGUGGAGGGCGACCCGCCGCCACUGACCAUGUGGACCAAGGACGGCCGCACGAUCCAUGGCGGCUGGAGCCGCUUCCGCGUGCUGCCCCAGGGCCUGAAGGUGAAGGAGGUGGAGCGGGAAGACGCCGGCGCCUACGUGUGCAAGGCUACCAACGGCUUUGGCAGUCUCAGCGUCAACUACACCCUCAUCGUGAUGGAUGACCCUGGUGUGGGAAGGGAGCGUCUGGGGCAGGACGGCUCCUCUGGGGGCCGGGAGGACGCAGCCAGCAAGCAGUGGGCGCGGCCCCGUUUCACACAGCCCUCCAAGAUGAGGCGCCGGGUGAUCGCCCGGCCCGUGGGCAGCUCUGUGCGGCUCAAGUGUGUGGCCAGUGGGCACCCACGGCCCGACAUCACGUGGAUGAAGGACGACCAGGCCUUGACCGGCUUGGAGGCCGGGGAGCACAGGAAGAAGAAGUGGACCCUGAGCCUGAAGAACCUGCGUCCCGAGGACAGUGGCAAGUACACGUGUCGCGUGUCCAACCGCGCAGGAGCCAUCAACGCAACCUACAAGGUGGACGUGAUCCAGCGGACGCGCUCCAAGCCCGUCCUCACGGGCACGCACCCCGUGAACACGACCGUGGACUUUGGGGGCACCACGUCCUUCCAGUGCAAAGUGCGCAGUGACGUGAAGCCGGUGAUCCAGUGGCUGAAGCGCGUGGAGUAUGGCGCCGAGGGCCGCUACAACUCCACCAUCGACGUGGGCGGCCAGAAGUUCGUGGUGCUGCCCACGGGCGACGUGUGGUCGAGGCCCGACGGCUCCUACCUCAACAAGCUGCUCAUCACCCGCGCGCGGCAGGACGACGCUGGCAUGUACAUCUGCCUGGGGGCCAACACCAUGGGCUACAGCUUCCGCAGCGCUUUCCUCACCGUGCUGCCAGACCCCAAGCCGCCAGGGCCCCCCGUGUCCCCCUCGUCCUCGGCCACCAGCUUGCCGUGGCCCGUGGUCAUCGGCAUCCCAGCCGGCGCCGUCUUCAUCCUGGGCACCGUGCUCCUGUGGCUCUGCCAAGCCAAGAAGAAGCCGUGUGCGCCUGGGCCCGCCGCCCCCGUGCCUGCGCACCGCCCGCCCGUGGCCGCCCGCGACCGUGGCGGGGACAAGGACCUCCCCGUGCCAGCCAGCCUCGGCACUGCCCCCGGCCUGGGGCUGUGUGAGGAGCUUGGGCCUCCGGCAGCUCCCCAGCACCUGCUGGGCCCGGGCCCAUCUGCUGGGCCCAGACUUUACCCCAAACUCUACACAGACGUGCACACGCACACGCACACACACACGCACUCACACACACACUCUCACGUGGAGGGCAAGAUCCACCAGCACCAGCACAUCCACUAUCAGUGCUAGACCGUGCGGCCGCGCGGGGCGCCAGGGGGCACGUGGGGGGCCGGGGGCAGAGGGCCGCGGAGACCGUGGAGCCCAGGCAGGGGGCACGGUCAGCCCCCGGGCGCCCUGGAUGACGCACACACGUGUAUGACAUACCUCUGGACACACACACACACACACACACACACCCCCUCAGACUCAGACGCCCUGGGGAAGGUCUGCGUUUGUAACUUCGCAGUGUGCAUGUAGCAGCAGGCUAGUUGAUGAAGGAAUCCCUUGGCUCCUGUGAGGAGGAUUUCGCAGGGGCCGUGGUCAAGCCGCCCCUCCCGCCCCUGGCAGGAGGUCUGAGGGGCACCCCGGCUUUGCAAACCGAAACCCCCCGACCCCUGUCCCGUGCUGGCCUCCGUGUCCCUGCCCGGGCCUCCGCGGGCGGCUGGCUCUGCUUGCCACCCCAGUCUGGGCGUCCAGGAGUCCCCCAGUCCCUUGGGCCGGGAGGUCAGGCAGAGCAGUCCAGACCCCUGUCCUGAGAGGCGGGUGCCGGCUGGGGGCGACCCUGCCCCAUCCAGCCUCCCACUGCCAGAGAGAAGGGCCCUUGAUAUUUAUAUUUAAGAAAUGAAAAUAAUAAUAUUAAUAAUGCUGGAAGGAAGGUGGCACUGCAGACCAGGCCUGUCCUCAGGCCUGGGACGCCCUGGCCUGCUGGCCACCUGGAUGGCCACCUCGGGGCACCCAUCGCCCCACUGCCUGUGGCAGCCCCAGACCUCUGUAAUUUUAUGUAGAGUUUGAGCUGAAGCUUCGUAUACUUAAUUUAUUUUGUUAAACAAGAAAAUGUGCAUCUUCUUCCAUUAA